AUGCCACCGUCUAAAGGUGAGGUGUGUCAGGCGGUCCUGAGCUUCGUCACCGAUGGCGCUUAUCCCGAGGAGAACGUGGUCGCGGCGGAGUUCCCCGCAACAGCUCUUGCGAAGGAAUUGGAGCUGAUAUCCCAAGCCCGGGAGCAAGUAGAGAACGAGAUCAGCUCGCUGAGUCGCGAGAAUACCUCCUUCGAUGCCGAUGAUUGGAUUGUCCAAGCGAAGCAGCUGCACGCCGACAUUGAGCGCUCACGAGUCACCGCACGGGAGAUUGUGGCUCAGCAUGAGCAUACAAGCCCUCUUCGAUCCAAGGUUGAGGACGCGAGUGCCAAAGUAGGAUUGAUCGAGACGGAGAUCGCUUUCAACCAGGCUGUGGCAGAGACUCUCAAAGAAGUGCAGCGCUUGUGCCAGCAAUUGGAGAAUGGACGAGUUGCGCUUGCAAAUGGUGAAUUGACGGUCGCGAUUGGGCAGUUGGAGUCUACGAAAGCGGCGAUCGGGAAGGAUGCUUUCUUCACUAACACUAAUGUGAUGAGCAUCCUCACUCUCGAGGUGGCACGGUUUCGGGAGCAGAUUGAGAACACUCUGCGUCUACGCUGGCAGGAACAGCUGAAGGUGGACCGGCAACGGGGAGAAUUCCAAGUGAACAAGGGCCACGGCGCAAAUGCUCUGGACAACACCAUUGCGUCAAUGUCACGAUUGGAGAUUCUCGCUCCCGCCAGCGAGAAACUCUUGAAGGACCUCUCUGUCGCAGUCGUCGACCCAAUACUAUUGCCACGGGCUGAUGGGAAGAGUCGGGCCGUUGCAAUCACAGAUACCGGUAUCCAGAUUCAAUCGGACUACUCAGAAACAACUGUUGCCGAGACCCUGAGCCGUACCACACAAGUUCUGGAUUAUCUGCGACAGAACCUGCCAACGUUUAUCUCAACCGAGCUCUCCCAAUCGUUGAUCCCAUCUGUUGCAUCUAAAGCAAUCUCAGGAUGGCUGUCUUCUUCUAUCCCAACUACUCUCGAAGGGUUGGGAGAGUUUGAGAAAACUCUAGACUUUGUGAUGCAGUUCGCUAAUACAAUCCAGUCUUGGGGAUGGACUGGGAUCGAGGAGCUUGUAUCUUGGGUUAACCAGGCGCCUCGCCUCUGGCUAACUCGGCGUCGCGUCGACUCACUGGAUAGCGUGCGUAAAGUCCUUGCAGCUAGUCAAGGCACCACCAAGCAAGUUGAGCGAGUUGAAAAAGAACAGGUCUCCAAGGCGGAUGAAGCUUUACUCGAAAAUGCUACGGACGACUGGGAUGCUAGCUGGGAUGACGAGAAAGAAGAAGAAAGUACAGCGGCACCAGCAACGGCCGCCGAGCCUGAAGAAGAAGAGGAUGUCAGCGCGUGGGGUCUCGAUGAGGACACCCAAGAAGAAGCCGAGCCCGAUGCAGCUGACCCAAGUGGACACGACGAUGCCGACGACGACGCCUGGGGCUGGGGCGACGAGGUGGGGGAGGAAGAGCAGAAGGGUCAAAAUGUGUCCCUGCAAGCCGACACAACCUCGAAGCCGGAAAAUGGUGGAAAGGCAACACAAUCCUCUGCCCCAAGAGAAAUAACGCUAAGGGAGGUCUACACGGUCACCGAUAUUCCCGAUUCAAUACUCGAUAUUGUUCGCCAGCAGAUCAACGACUCGAAAGAUAUCUCGCAGCCACCGCAUUCCACCUCCCGGGUUGCUUCAUCAGGUGCUGGUCUACUGGCGCUGCCCACGUUGAUUCUGGCCAUGUUCAAGGCUACUUCCUCCUCUUUCUACUCGCUCAAGCUGGGCUCGGGUCAAAUGUACCUCUACAAUGAUAGUCUGUAUCUUGCCAGCCAGGUUCGAAAGCUGAUGGAAGAACAUCAGCUGUCUAGGCUUGACUCGGAUGUUGAAGCUCUCGAGAAAUUUGGCAAGUUUGCGUACAGCAAGGAGAUGCAGACACAAAGCACGAUUGUCAACGAUCUUCUUGAUGGCGCACAGGGCUUUGGGCAAUGCUCGGAACAGCCCUUCAAGACUGAAUGUGAAAACGCUGUGAGCGCAACUACUGAUCGCAUUCGCGAUGUCUAUAAGGAGUGGCAACCCAUCCUGUCACAUUCCGCUCUGUUUCAGUCUAUUGGGUCUCUGUUGUCUACCGUCGUCAACAAGAUCAUCAUUGACGUGGAAGAUUUGGGUGACAUCUCCGAGGAUCAGUCUAAGCAGCUCGUUGCUUUCUGCAGCCAGGUCUCCAAACUGGAGGACCUCUUCAUGCCUGAGACAACUGGUGAAGCCGAAGCCGUACCUGUCACGGCCGUUUACGUGCCGAAUUGGCUGCGUUUCCAGUACUUAAUCAACAUUCUCGAGAGCUCUUUGGCUGACAUCAAGUAUCUCUGGCUAGAGGGUGAAUUGGGACUCGAGUUCUCUGUUGACGAGGUGGUGGAUUUGAUCGAGGCAUUGUUCGCAGAAUCUGAACAUCGCCGUAGGGCCAUUGCAGAGAUCAAGCGUGCCCCUCGGGGUUGA
This is a messenger RNA of Penicillium daleae, 2493 nucleotides long. RefSeq lists its product as uncharacterized. The transcript has 3 exons. Bases 1 to 2493 code for a protein of 830 amino acids. The record is from RefSeq and is a predicted model, not a curated record. Gene Ontology annotation, biological process: endoplasmic reticulum to Golgi vesicle-mediated transport; mitotic spindle assembly checkpoint signaling. NCBI's taxonomy places the organism in Eukaryota, Fungi, Ascomycota, Eurotiomycetes, Eurotiales, Aspergillaceae. Gene Ontology annotation, cellular component: RZZ complex.